UCCAUUAAACCCCAAUUUGUAGAUUUAGAAAAGCUUCAAUCUUUAUUCAUCGUCAAAGCAAAAAAAGUUUCUGAUUUGAGUUUUUUCUUUUUGUGAGAUUUGGGUUGAUGGCGGAAUCAGGGAAGAACAAGACGAAAUCAUCGUCACCCUCAUCUGGGUUCUUAAAUCGUUCAUUUACAAUGCACGCCUCAGUGGCGGAAUCUAAGGUUCAUCUUUUCUUCAAGAAUCCACCUCCGUUGUCUCACAAUCGAGCUGCUCCGCUUUCCAAAUUCCACAAUUCAAUGGAUAGCGUCAAAGGAAAAGUUAAAAAGCUUCGGAGUUUAUUCGAAUCUAAACCUUCAUCAUCUUCAUCCACCUUACCCAGUCCUAAAGAAUCUUGUCCUAAGCCUGUUUUGAGACCGACAAAAUCAAUUGGUUCCGGAUUUAUUAAUCCUACCAUAAGGUUACCCGGAACUGAAGAUCGAAUUGUUGUUUAUUUAACGAGUUUACGAGGGAUUCGAAGGACUUUUGAGGAUUGUUAUGCUGUUAAGAUGAUAUUUAGAGGGUUCAGGCUUUGGGUUGAUGAAAGAGAUAUCUCCAUGGAUGCUGCUUAUAAGAAAGAGUUGCAAAACAUAUUGAAAGUGAAAAAUGUGACAUUGCCUCAGGUUUUCAUAAAGGGGAAGUAUAUUGGUGGUGCUGAUGUGAUCAAAAGCAUGUUUGAAAUGGGUGAAUUGGCUAAGAUUCUUGAUGAUUUUCCAAGGAGACAACCUGGGUUUGCUUGCAAUGCGUGUGGGGAUGUCAGGUUUGUGCCUUGUGGGAAUUGCAGUGGGAGUCGAAAGGUGUUCGACGACGACGAAGGGUCGCUUAAGCGAUGCUUCGAAUGCAACGAAAACGGCUUGAUUCGAUGCCCUGGUUGCUGCGAUUGAAGGUGUUUUUCUUCAUAUAUUGAUGAUGUGUAUGCUGGUAUCGAAAUGAUCAUUCGAUGUCCACCCCAUAUUGUCAAUGAUAGUAUAAUACAAUAGCAUCUUGAUUCCUAAGGGGAUGGGAUUCUCCUUUUAUGCCUAUGGUAUUGUAAAUAUUUUAGUGUCAUGGUCAUCUACUUUACUUACGGUCUUGUAACUGAU
Gossypium raimondii (Peruvian cotton) is the source of this 1103-nucleotide messenger RNA. RefSeq lists its product as uncharacterized. The record is from RefSeq and is a predicted model, not a curated record. The transcript has a single exon. Bases 108 to 905 code for a protein of 265 amino acids. Lineage: Eukaryota; Viridiplantae; Streptophyta; Magnoliopsida; Malvales; Malvaceae.